Alternaria postmessia is the source of this 939-nucleotide messenger RNA. RefSeq lists its product as uncharacterized. The transcript has 4 exons. The record is from RefSeq and is a predicted model, not a curated record. Bases 1 to 939 code for a protein of 312 amino acids. Gene Ontology annotation, molecular function: RNA polymerase II cis-regulatory region sequence-specific DNA binding; DNA-binding transcription factor activity, RNA polymerase II-specific; zinc ion binding. Gene Ontology annotation, cellular component: nucleus. Gene Ontology annotation, biological process: positive regulation of transcription from RNA polymerase II promoter by galactose; DNA-templated transcription. Lineage: Eukaryota; Fungi; Ascomycota; Dothideomycetes; Pleosporales; Pleosporaceae.
AUGUUCCGACUACCAGAACUCACAAUCCUACCGGAACUUGCUGAACGAUCCUAUGCUGCAAAGGUAUCCGAAAAGAUGGUUACUGAAGAUACCGUCAUACCAGCAGCGGCCGUGAACGCUAACGAUGACCUGUGUGGAGAGCUGCCAUCGCCUCAAGCGUCAGCUUCGACUAGGGGAAAACGUGUAUCGCUCGCGUGUCAAAGUUGCAGGUCUAGAAAGACCAAGACUGAAGCAAGGGAUGUCGGCAAUAUUGAUUCCGACACAGCUGUUGACAUCUCUGAACAAGAAGUUAGUGAGGAGGUUCGUGCCGCAGAGGUCUUCCAGGAUCGGCACGCAUCGGAGUUUGGACACUUCGAAACAACCGAAGACUGGAGUGAGAUCAACACAUCAAGAGUAAACCCAACAAGCAACCUGAAGCACAACUCUGAGGAAACAUUACCAACCAUUUCAGAGUCCUUCUCAAUGCUUGACCGCUUCAUAGCAACUAGCGCAGGAGCCUUUCCUUUCGUCAGCAAAGCGACUCUAACAGCACCUCUCAAGGAACUGGCCUUUGGAUCUCGCAAGCCAGGAUGGACUACAAAGCGAGCACUUGUCAACAUUAUGUUUGCACAUUCGUGUCUGGCAAUUGAAGAUCCCAAGUGUGAUGUGUAUUUCCAGCGGACCAUACAAUAUCUGACCCCUGAAACUCUCCGAGGCGCAAGUUUGGAACUCAUCCAAUCGUUACUGCUCGUUACGAGCUAUCAACAGCAGCAGCAGAUGCCUGUCAGUAGUGGAACGUACCAUGCCCUGACGGUAAAAGCCGCAUUUCAGCUCGGUCUGCAUUGUCCUUCCAGCUACAAAGAUCUUUCGCCAUCAGACUCUGAGUUGAGAAAGAGACUAUGGUACAGUUUGAUCAAUCAGGAUAGGUAUUCCCUCAUCAAUCUGAUUUUCCCCAACUAG